AGUGCCGGAAUAGCCCACAAUUGUAUUUCGGAGUGGAAAAGUUUCCAACCGAUCUCGCCUGACAAACCCCUGAUAUUGAAGCACUAACUGGUCUCCCAGAGAGGGCAGACCUGUGCUGGAGGCUCGGAGGGAGCCGGCUGGAGAGUCCGGGAGAUGUUCGUACCUGAGCCGGCCUCCGGAGUGUACAGAGACCCGCGGCAACUUCCACUCGGGAUGGGCUGGACAGUUCAGCUUGUGUUGGGGGUCGUCCUGCUCUCCACCAUCUCAGCUCUCAACACUGAUAAGGUAUCAAGACAUAAUGUCAACAACAUAGCCAAAAGCUUUGCUGGUAAAUUUGGAAUUCAGAGGAACAAUAAUGUGAACAGGAUCAAUAACUCACAGCAGAACAUAUCAGAAUUUUUACCAAGAUAUGGACUUAAUAUUACGCACAUCUCGCAACCUUCAGUCAUCGAAGUGAGAGUCUCUGAUACAGCAAAACUGUACCUAAUGGGUUCCUGGACAACUAUAGUGAUUCCUUUUAUUUAUACCUUUGUGUUUACUGCAAGCUUGCCUCUCAACCUACUGGCAAUCUUAAUAUUCACCCUGAAAAUGCAAUUGACAAAACCAGCUGUAAUUUACAUGAUGAACUUGGCAUCAGCAGAUCUGUUAUUUGUGCUGAUGCUGCCUCUAAAGAUCACUUACCAUUUUUCUGGCAAUAACUGGGCAUUUGGCUCUUUCCUCUGCCGAUUGGUUACUGGUGGUUUUUAUGCGUAUAUGUACUGUUCAGUGCUGCUGAUGAUGUGCAUCAGUAUUGAUCGAUUUCUCGCUGUAGUCUAUCCAAUACGAUCUGCUACCUGGAGGACCCGGGGGCGUACAGUUGUAAUUUGCCUUGUGGUGUGGCUUGUAGCUAUUGGUGGUGUCCUACCACUUUUCCUUACUGAGCAAACAGUGUAUGUCACUGAGCUGGGCAUUACAACCUGCCAUGAUGUGUUACCCCUCUCCACCUUACAGAGCUACUCUGUCUACUAUUUUCCCACUUUGUGUUUUCUGCUCUUUGUAAUUCCCCUGCUUGUGACUUCAGUCUGCUAUAUAUGUAUUAUCUCAACCCUUCAUUCAGCAAAUGAGACAAUCCAGUCUGGAAAGUCACAUGGUUCUUUUCUUGCAAUAAUUGUGCUUUCUGUGUUUAUUGUUUGCUUUGCACCAACAAACAUCAUCUUGCUCGUACACUAUCUUCAUUUUUAUCUUGCAGCAAGUGAUUCGCUCUAUUUUGCAUACAUGCUGUGUGUGUCUAUAGGCAGUAUUAGCUGUUGCCUUGACCCUUUGAUUUAUUAUUAUGCCUCAUCAAUCUUUAAGAGCCGAUUACAAAAUCUCCUUUAUCCUACGGAGUCUAACAGUAGUCAAAAUAAAAGACAAGCAAUUCCCAAUCAUUGUAAUUACACAAGAGUUGUUAACACAAAUUAAUCAAAUGAUGUAUAUGUGCUAAUUUAUUUUUGAUAAUGUUACAAAAUAAAACUGAUUUAUGGAUAGCAAUAGGCAGCUGGAAGAAGUCCAAUUCAUCUGUGUUGGCCUUCAUACUCCUUUCUCUGUGUGUACCUGUGGACAUAGCUUUUAGAAAUAUCGCUGAAUGAACUUGAGACUUAAUUUUGUGAUGAUUCUAAUAAGCUCUGUGUUUUAACCUUGACAAGUUUGGCUUAUACCUCUGUUAAAUUCAGACCACAUUAUUAUGAGUAAUUCAAUUAUUGACAAUUGCUGAUGUUAUAGGCAUAUUGCCCAUAUGCCACAAAGUAAUAACCCACAGACUGAACCAAAUUAAAUUGCUAUCUAAGAACCAAAGAGAAGAUAACCAUAGUCUAGUUUGCUCAUGAUACUGCUUUUAAAGCUGUGGUCACAUAAAUUCCAUUCUGUUGUGUGUCCUCAUUCUGCCGUCCUUUUAAGUUUGUGAUUCAUAUGGAUUGUAAUUCAGUCAUGAAUUUCAUCAUCAGCUGCAAAAAUCACUCACUUUAUGUUUUGAUGGAA
Molecule: messenger RNA, 1995 nt
Organism: Hemiscyllium ocellatum (epaulette shark)
Lineage: Eukaryota; Metazoa; Chordata; Chondrichthyes; Orectolobiformes; Hemiscylliidae
Product: proteinase-activated receptor 1-like
Exons: 2
Coding region: 154-1440 (428 amino acids)
Biological process (GO): thrombin-activated receptor signaling pathway; positive regulation of Rho protein signal transduction; blood coagulation
Cellular component (GO): membrane
Molecular function (GO): thrombin-activated receptor activity
Source: RefSeq, a predicted model, not a curated record